Messenger RNA from Dentiscutata heterogama, 708 nucleotides. The record is from the annotation of a GenBank genome assembly. NCBI's taxonomy places the organism in Eukaryota, Fungi, Glomeromycota, Glomeromycetes, Diversisporales, Gigasporaceae.
AUGUCAUCGUUAUUCGUUGCUUUUUGUCUCGCUAAAAAUGUUACUGGAAAUGAUAAUUAUAUUACCGGAACUGUCACUAUAAUUCAAUCUGUUCCUGUAUCUUAUUCUGAUGAUAAAUAUACUCUUACCCAAGAAGACCUUCCAAAUUCAUCUCCCUUAUUACUUUACUCAGCUCCUAUAGUACCAAAUUUAUAUAUUCCUGACAAUAAUGGAGGUCGAGAAAGUUUUAUGCUAGCAAGGCGUUUGUAUAAUGGAGUCACUAACAAUAAACAAAUUGACUCUAAAGUUAUCGUAUCAUAUCUAAACAAAAACAAUUGUUAUAAUGCCUUAAAAAAUAAUCUAAAAAGAACUGUCUUAUCUGUCAUAGAACGGUUGAAACUUGGAUCAAAAAAACUUCCACCUAUUCUCGCUUCUGAUAUUGAAUGGACCUAUCCAACUAGUAACCCUCAAACUUCAAAUACUUCAUCUAAAGCUUCUUCCGCUAGGCCUUCUCAUACAGAGUCUACCCAACAAGUUAUCAACGAACCUAACUCGCAAAAUAUGAAUAAAACUCUUACUCCUACUGCAUCUUUUGCAAACGAAACAAACACUUCUAUUAACAAUAAUAUACCCGUUGAACCUACCCACUUUGAUACUCCUAUUCUUCAAGGCAAAAAAUCUGAUACUAAUAAAAAGCGUCUAAGACCACUUCUACCUACAAAAAAAUAA